Messenger RNA from Lactuca saligna, 465 nucleotides. Lineage: Eukaryota; Viridiplantae; Streptophyta; Magnoliopsida; Asterales; Asteraceae. The record is from the annotation of a GenBank genome assembly.
AUGCAGCAGGGGACUAGGAACCAUGCCCCAAAUGAUUUAAGCUUAGGGGUUCAACAAACUAAUCGUGGCUCGACUUCAACAUUUGAUGCUUUGGAUGCGAUAAAGGUUCUGGUAGACGACAUCGAUUGUAGAUAUGAAAAUUUUCCUGUUCCUAUGAUGACAAAAGAAGUUGUUAACCUACAAAAGGUGGUUGGCACUUUAAUUCUAUGGCUCGGGAUUGAAAUUAUUCUCGCAAAGGAACAAAGAACUAAGAAACAAAUUCCAAGCACAAGUUUGGUGCCAACAAAUGUAAGGGUUGGUACAAACAAGAACAUACCCAACCAACCAGCCAGCAAGGCAAGGCCGAUUGAAUAUCUUCAUGAUUACUUGAAGACGAACCCAUUGGUUAACAUUGUAGCCAAUUCUGGGAUCUUGGAAGUCGGGACAUAUGAUUUUUCGGUUACAAGUGAAGAAUAUUUUCGAUAG